GCGUAUGAAGCUUUGAAGAUUCCCGGCGAAGUGUUGAACCGGUCAGAGUUGGACCCUUGUAUUCUGACCUCGCACCCUCUCCAUAUUUUCCACAUAAUUUCUCGCUUGCAUCGUCUAUUCUUCUUCCCACCUUCUUUUUCAUUCAUAUUUGCUUUACCAACCAACUCUCUUUCUUCUCCUUAAAUUUAUAUCUAUCUACAUCUCUCUUUGAUCAUUGGCUCACUUCUUCUCUUCACAUUUUGUUGAGCUUUGCGUAUGGAGAGGGAGACCAUGGAUAGAGAGCAAAACAUUCUCAUCAGUGAACUGAUCCAAGGGAAGAAGCUAACCGAGCAGCUUAGUAACCAUCUUAACCCUUCUUCAUCGCCCAAAACUCGACAACUCUUAAUCAAACAAAUUCUUUCUACUUAUGAAAAAGCGCUUUCAGUCUUAGAAUUACCGUGUUGCUUUCCCAACUGUAGCCCAACGAGUGAGGCUGCUGAUCAAGAUUGUAAAGAUCAAUGUCAAAGCAAAGAUAUUGUCUAUAAGAAGAGAAAGACAAUGGCCCGGUGGACUGAACAAGUAAAGGUUUUCUCCCAGAAUGGAUUAGAAUCUAUUGAUGAUGGUUACUGCUGGAGAAAAUACGGACAGAAGGAUAUUCUUGGUGCUAGUUAUCCAAGAGGGUAUUAUAGGUGCACUCAUCGUCAUGCACAAGGCUGUUUGGCCACAAAACUUGUUCAAAGGUCCGACGACGAUCCCACCAUCUUUCAGGUGACCUAUCGGGGAAGACAUACAUGCACCCAAAACACUCAUCUAGCCAGCGCCUCCGCUUCAUCGACGAAGGAAGGGGCCAAAAAUAAACAGAACCGUUAUCGUCAUCAACAGCAACCAGAAGAUCAAGUGAAACGAUCACAAGAGUUGAAUGUAAAUUUCGGAACAUCAGAGCUUAAAGUUAAGACUGAGGACUUGGACAACAGGGAGGAAAUUUUUCCUGUAUUUUCUUUUCCACAAACGUCAAUUACUGGAAGCGAAAGUACGGAGCACCAUAUUUUCAUAGAGUCCAUGAUGGAAACGGAAAACAAUUUCAUGGGGAGUUUUUCUCCGUCAUUUUUAUCGCCAGCAACUUCUGAAUCCAACUAUUUUUCAUUGUCACCAUGCCACAUGAACGACAGCUUUGGAUUAGACCAAACUGUGCAUACUUCAGAAUCUGGAAUCUCUGAGAUAAUUUCAGCUCCAAAUUCAGUCACAAAUUCACCAGUAGGGGUUUUUGAUUUCUCGCUUAUUAAGGUGGAUUUGGACCCAAAUUUCCCCUUGGACAACUUAGACUACUUCUCCUGAUAUGAUUUGGUAGCUUUUUUUUUUUUUUUUUUUUUUUUUUAACUUUUGAUCUCCACGCUCCAGUGUACCUAGUUAAUCAGCAACGAUUUCAUUACAAGUUCUAGAAAUCUAGGCACAAAAUUGCAAUCUUGUACCUUGUAAACUUUCUUUAUUUUAAGCUAGAGAUAUAUAUAUAUUGUCAAGUCAA
Mangifera indica (mango) is the source of this 1501-nucleotide messenger RNA. Its product is annotated as probable WRKY transcription factor 46. NCBI's taxonomy places the organism in Eukaryota, Viridiplantae, Streptophyta, Magnoliopsida, Sapindales, Anacardiaceae. The coding region runs from base 256 to 1314 and encodes 352 amino acids. Gene Ontology annotation, biological process: regulation of DNA-templated transcription. Gene Ontology annotation, molecular function: DNA-binding transcription factor activity; transcription cis-regulatory region binding. Gene Ontology annotation, cellular component: nucleus. The record is from RefSeq and is a predicted model, not a curated record. The transcript is spliced from 3 exons.